CAAGCUCAGCAGUGAGCCGCCCAAGCCCUGUGAGCAGCGGGGGCCCGCUCCGAGCGCGGAUCCGUCCCGAGCAGCACCGACGAUGAUGAGGGCCAAGAGGGAGGCGCCGCCGCUGGCAGGGGAGGACCUGGUCGUGCCGGACGAGCCCCACGUGGACGAGCGGCCCGCGGGGCACCACCUUAGGGGCCGGGAGGGGGCCGUGAUGAGCAAGCUCCACGCGCACGGGCGAAUGCUCGAAGAGAUCCUGCGGCGGCUGCCGCCCGCGCCGGGCGGAGAGGAAGGCCCCCGCGCGCAUGCGGGCCUGCGACUGGCGCCGCCGAGCCCUCCGCCCGUGGGGGGCCCGAGGGGCGCCACGGGCGAGGAGGAGCGGGCGGAGCCGAGGUCAGUGGGCAGCAUGGGCAGCGAGGAGCAGCGGAAGGGCGGCCCAGAGGGCCAGGGCAGCUGCGAGUCCGAGGUCGUCAUCAGGAGAGACACGCUGAGCAGCGCGGGCAGCGACGGCUACGUGUCUGGUGCCGCGACCGGCGUGAGGAGGAGGGAUUCGAGGAGCAGUAUCGAACGGGCGGCGGCGACUUGCAAGUCGGCGGCCGCCUCUGCAGUCACGCCCAGGAAUCCCAAUCCAGUAGACUUCUUCCACGAGGAGGGAGAAGAUGUGCGCGAAGGAGGCGGCAUGCCUACGUACAGGUUUAGGGCGACCAUCCGACAGAUUAUUCUUAUGCCGAUAUUCGAAUGUGUAUUCGCAUGUUUGAUCAUCGUGAACACCAUAAUAAUGGUGAUCGAGGAGCAGUACCACGGGGCUCGAGUAGGGUACGAUAUCGGUUUCUACACUUUCUACGGUUCCGACAUUUGGGCAGAUAGCACCCGCAACGAGGCCGUGUUCGACAUCCUUGAGAUUAUAUUCGCUGUUAUAUUCACCGUGGAGGUGGCUCUGAGGAUUGUAGCGAUGGGCUUUCAGUAUUUCAGGAGACCCUCUGAGUAUUUCGACUUGGCAGUCGUGAUAUUGUCAGACCUCAGCAUUGUAUUGAAUUCAUCCAGCACGCUCGAUAACAUUGAGCUGCUGCGAUUACUGCGGGCUGUAAAGUUGUUGCGGCUUUUGAAGCUCGUCCGAACGAUUGAGGGUUUCGACGCCCUCCACCUGAUGACGACGGCGCUUGAAUCUUCUGCAUGGGCAUUGUGCUGGUCCGUCCUGCUUUUGCUGAGCAUACAGACCUUUGUCGCCAUGAUCGCCACGUACUUGUUUCGUGCACUGUACAUGAAGAAGGGAAGCUUGUCCGACGAAGACCUUGAGCACCUUUUCGAGUAUUGGGGGACCUUCACCCGCUCAUUGUUGUCGCUCUUUGAGUUGGCACUGGCGAACUGGCCACCGAUCUGCCGUUGGCUGGCAGAGAAUUUACACGAAGGGUUCAUAGUCGCCGCGCUGUCCUACAAGUUGGUGAUGGGCAUGGCCGUUGUCGGGGUGAUCAACGCACGGUGGCGGGUUCAUGCAGGAGACGUUCAAGAUUGCCAGCACCGAUGACGCGACCAUGAUGAGGAUGACGGAUAGGAUCACUCGUCAGCGCAAUCACAAGGUAGAGGCCCUCUUCGCCAUGGCGGAUGUGGAUGGCACUGGCCAAAUUGAUAGAAGCGAGUUCCGGAAGAUCCUGGAGAACAAAAACGUCAAAACGUGGCUCGCUUCCAUGGAUUUCGUCGCCAACGACGCAGACGUUGUCUUCGACCUGUUGAGUGGUGGUGACGACUUAAUCGACCUAAACGAGUUGGUUCGUGGGAUCAACGAUCUGAGGGGCGCAGCGCGGUCUAUUGACAUGCGCAGGCUGAUACAAGUGUUGCAAACAUGAACAACCAUGUCCGCGCACGCGGGAACAUCUGAUCGCCAUCGCGCGGCGGCGGCAUUGGCCGAGGACACUGCCUUCGACUCCAGAAGCAUUUUAUAAAAAAUGCGCUUCCGCCCGUGCUUUUGUCCGAGUCGCCGGCCCAGGCGUUCUCGACCGUUUUCCCCCCAAGGGCUUUUCACCCGCAACGGUUUUGUUUACGGUCAGGGGGCUCGAAACGAGCACGCACCCAAGCCGAAGAAACACACCGUCCCGCCCUCGUUCUCUUUGUCCACGUUCAUCCUCUUGAGCGUCUUUCUCAUCAUUUCUCAGCUGAGGUGCGAGCUUAAAUAAGCGACCGCAGCUGCUGUCAGAAGUUGUGAGCACGACAGCACGGCAGGGAAAACGGAGUGCAACGGUGUGCACACAGUUGAAUACUGUCGUGUUUUGUUUGUUAGUGGUCUGAUUGAAUUGCACGUGCGUGGAGAUGAUCUUCGAGUUGUCUUAACAGUGUGGCUUGAACGCAAAGCACUUGCAUGACUUCAUCGGUCGCUCUGGCCAUCGAUGUCCGUGGCUUUGCGUUCACAUGAAGUUGUUGCGGCCACGGCCGCAGGGCCAAGCCUCAUCCACACUUUCAUCGUCACCGGCUCGUCGAUUAUGUGCGACAAAGAUUCGCGAUGGAUCAUUGCGAGGGACCGCCGUUGUCUCGAUUGGCUUUCCUCCGAGUUUCCUGGUCUCGCAUUUUGAACUUCGCCAGCUUGCCGCGCGGAUGCAGCAAGCCGACGGCACUUGAACGUGCCGUUGUCAGACUUAUUCGUCAUCUGGCGUUCUAGCCCCCCGUCUCUCCUCUGCAUGCCAUGGCACUGCUAGAUUGUCUUCGAUGCCCCAGCAGCCCUAUCAGUAGUCCAACGAGACCCCAAUCUGAAGCCAGCUUCCACUGUUCCAUGCGCUGUUGCUAACGACGCUCCCGAGAUGUUUGUUCGCUCGAUGUGAAUGAGCAGAUACGAGCUCUUCCGCGCGAGUCCAGCGCAUGUGUCGGCCAUCAGAGCGACCAUGGCCUCGACUAUCCGAAUCUGGCAUUCGAACAAGAUGACAAGUCGUCGGCAGUCUUGGGGGCUGGCGCGGCAAGGUCGAUGGUACCAGGAAGAGAACACUGAAACCGCUCUACCCGCGUGGCCAUUGUGGCGCUUCUCUGAAGCCAUCCAGUGUGCCCUGCGCUGUUGCCAAAGACGCUCCACAGGUGUUUGCCCGGUCGCUGUGAUUGAGCAGAUUUGAGCUCUCACGCGCGAGUCUUGCGCAUGUGUCGGCCAUGAGAGAAUUCAUGGCCCAUGGCCGUUUCUAUCCGAAUCAUUUUUCGGAUUCUGGCAAGUUCUCUCCUCUCCUCUCCUCGCGGCACUGCGCCUCCGUGGCCUCUCUUUCAUCUCUAUUUUUUGUUGUCACGAGCUGGCGCGUAGUCUUGCUGCACGAUCUGUGAGGGCAGAGUGGACGGAAGGCACCCGCCCAUAUCAGGGGGGAAGCAUGUCCAUUCGCAGUGGAAGUGUUCCAUGCUGCGAGACGCGGCCCUGCACGAUUUGUGAGUGCACAGUGUGAGGCGCCCCCUUAUAUAACUGGGGGCCCCGCAGCCGUUCAUGGCUUGUGUUUUGUUGGCGACGUUGUCUGACAACAGGUGCCGACCACGCCCCCUCAAGAAAGGCAGCACGUAUGGCCCAAGACGGUGCCAGCAUUGCCUAAGCGGGGCGGAACGAGUCUAUGUGACCGUGUCUCGUUAUCUCCAGCACAAAUGCUGUCCUUGCGUGCGCGGUCGUUACGAGGUGACGAAGGCCACCUCGCGAAUGACUUGGCUGCGUGGUUUCACAUGCAAAAAAUUCUCCAGAA
Molecule: messenger RNA, 3680 nt
Organism: Prorocentrum cordatum
Lineage: Eukaryota; Dinophyceae; Prorocentrales; Prorocentraceae
Source: the annotation of a GenBank genome assembly